Pipistrellus kuhlii (Kuhl's pipistrelle) is the source of this 1227-nucleotide messenger RNA. Its product is annotated as serine/arginine repetitive matrix protein 3-like. The record is from RefSeq and is a predicted model, not a curated record. Bases 1 to 1011 code for a protein of 336 amino acids. The transcript is spliced from 3 exons. NCBI's taxonomy places the organism in Eukaryota, Metazoa, Chordata, Mammalia, Chiroptera, Vespertilionidae.
AUGUCAAUGGAGAACCGCCUGGACAUCACCAUCUCCAAGAAAAGCCGGGAUAGGAAAGAAAGCCAGCCAGCCGCCGCCUCCCUUCGGUCCGGUUCGGUCAGCAGCGGGUGUCACCAUCAGCCGAGGAGAUGGUCCCUUUGGGCUUCCGGCAGGACGAGCCAGGUGGAUCCCCGGGAGAAGGAUCGGCCCAAAAGCCAGCGGAGUGAGUGGGUCCUCCGCAGCGGCUCCGACAGACAAACCCUCAUCAGACAGCACCGUCUUGUCCGCGGUCUAAAUUUAGCAGCUUCCCCGGGAGCCGGCGACACGGACCGAUACCCGGGUGUGCCCUCCCACGCCCAUCCUCCCUCCUCCCUCCCUCCCCGGCUCCUCCCCGCCUGUCAGACGCCGGGGCCGUCCCGGCUGCUCCCGGCCGAGCCGACCUGGGCCCGAGCCGGGAGGGGCGGCUGCACCGACGUCCCUCCCGCGCCCCAAAGGAGGAGUGACCGGGAGGGAGGGGAGCCGGCCGGGACCCGCCGGACUCCGGAGACCCGGGCAGGGAGGGGGCUGGGUCGGAGGAGCCUGGGCUGCCCCCACCCCCCAGGCCGGAGCGAGCCCCUCUCUUCCCUCCGGGCAGACAAAAGACCGACGGCCGGGGACCCGCAUCCUCAGCCCGGCCCCCGGGAGGGAAGGAGUCGGGGGCGGGGAGGGGGGUCUCUUUACCCGGCGCCUCGGCUCCGGGUCCCUGGGCCCCGCCUCCGGACAGACGGACCGCCGGACAAUGGGCCCCGGGGCUGCGGCUGGGGCCGGCCGGGCCUGGCUCUCCGGGACCGGGCCCCGCAGGCAGGCGGAGGGCAGCUGCGGGCCAAGCCGAGGGGCGGUGGAGCCGAAGGGGGGCGGCGCUGCGAGACGGACAAAGCCCAACGGCAGACAGACGGACGGACGGAGGGGGAAAAGAUGGCGACGCGGGCGGCGGGAGCGCGCUGCUCGCGCACCGGCAGCGGGCGAGAGUUCCUGAGCCUGCCUCUGACAUAGCUUCCUUGGUGGGGAAUGCCGUGGGAAGAAAAUGUUAGAUCAGUUUUGAGUCCCACCCAGCUCUGUCACGGAUGAGCCUGGUGACCUAGGGCAAGGCACUUUCCUAUUUUGAACGUCUAUUCCCUGAGAUGUAAAAUGGAUAAUAAUGUCAUAAUUCCUGACCUCUGUUCUCAUAGAUUGUUGUGGUGAUUAAGUAAAAUGAACACAUGAAAUGUA